AGUUGUGAUUUAUAAAAUAGUAUGUAAAGGUUACACUUAAAGUUCGCUGCUCAAAAACAUAAUUAUUAUUAAGAAAUGUUUUAUUAACUAAGUGUUAACGAAUGUAACUUAUUGCGUGUUGAUUGCUUUAUUUAAGUUGAUUGAAGAGACUGCAACCAUACCGUUAUUGUGAAUAAAUUCAAAUGGAAUCCACUGUGACCACAUCAGAGUGGACCAUGGAUGCUGGUGACAGGGUAUUGAGUCUUGACGGUGGAGGCAUUCGAGGACUCAUUAUUCUUGAGAUUUUGGACGCGAUCGAGAAGGAAGCAGAAAAGGAAAUCAAAGACUUGUUUGACUGGAUUGGCGGAACAAGCACCGGAGGGAUUAUUGCUCUGGGUAUUGCUACGGGCAAAUCCGUGUCUGAAAUUCGAGCCAUCUACUAUCGACUGAAGGACCAAGUAUUCAAGGGCUCAACACCGUACGAUUCUGCAACAAUAGAAAACUUGUUGCAAACAGAGUUUGGGGACAAAGUAAUGACGGAUAUCAAGAAACCAAAGGUCCUGGUUACAAGCGUUUUAGGAGACCAUCAUCCAUGGAAGCUUCACAUGUUUUGUUCCUACAAGGAAGACGAAAAGCCCGAAGAAGAUCCGGACUUUGAACCAAUCAAACCUCCAGAUGAGACGUACAUCUGGGAGGUUGCCCGCUCUACUUCCGCAGCGCCUACCUACUUUCCUCCGUACAAACAGUUUUUUGAUGGAGGCAUAAUGUCCAACAACCCUACCCUGGACAUUCUCACAGAAAUUCAGGAAUAUAAAGAAAAUCAAAAGGAUAAAAGCCGCGUGCGCCUGGUUGUUUCUAUCGGUUGUGGUUAUGUGAAAUACGCUAAGCAAACGGCCCCAAACCCAAAGGUGCCAAAGUUGUGGGAUGUACUACUUCAUCCAAUCAACACGUAUAGAUCGCUCGAUAGCUCAAAAAGGUUUUUUAUGGACCUCUUGGAACAGGUAGCAAUAUCCCACGGUCAACCAUCGUAUCGUACCAGAGCUUGGUGCCAUAUGAUGGACGUUCCGUUCUUUCGAUUUUCUCCGCUUCUGGUGGAAAAUGUGCCCCUGGACUGUGUUGAUGACAGUGUGCUUGAGAAGAUGCGUCAGGACACGAGAGACUAUAUCAAGACACCUGAACACUUUGACAGGAUUACAAUACUCGUAAGCUAUUUGAAGGCAGGCCCAUAUGUGAAAUCUGAGUUUUGGGGAGACGGACAACGCAAUUCGAUAGAAAAUGUGCCUCUGGGCUGUGUUGGAGGCAGUGUGCUUGGGAAUUGGAGAGACAAUCCUAGUGUGCUUGAGGGUUACAGAGACAGACGACGCAUGGCUGUGAAUGUGCCUCCGGGCUGUGUUGAAGGCAGUGUGCUUGAGAAUUGGAGAGACAAACCACGCAUGAAGACUGGCAGUGUGCUUGAGAAUUAAAGAGACAAACGACGCAUGGUUGAAGAAGAUCCGGAAGAAGAUUCAUAAGAAGAUCCAGAGGAAGAUCCAGAAAAAGAAUUUUAUCCAGAAAAAAGUGCAUGAUUUGUGGUUAAGAGUCCUUCACUUAAUAAUUGAUUACUUUUAAGUACAAUAUUUUCAAGUUGGUUUUACAUAAUUAAUAUUUUUUAUUUCUUCAUGUGCAGAAAACCGCUUUGUAUUUUUUGACUAAAUGCAAAUAACUAGUGUCAGUUAUUGUGCAUUUCUAAGUCUUUUUAAAUCAUCAAACAAUUACAUUUUUUCAUCGUUGUGCGUUUUAACACUGUUUUUUACGGUUUUGGAUUAUGUGUACUUUUAUACAUAUUUUGUACGUACUUAAAAAAAGAAAAAAGUAAUCAUGCACACACAAAUACACAACAUAUGUUUUAUAAGGCUUUCUAUGCAAUCUAGCUAUUUAAAAUAAAUAGUUUAAAACUAAAAAAUAGACAUGGCGUAAGCAUAAACAUCGAGUUUGCAUAUAGUAUAAAUACAUAGUACAUAGUUUACGACUUUUUCUUAAAGUAACAUAAAUACUCAAAAACAACGAAUAUUUGGCAACAUAUUUCGUAAAAUAAAGUUAACCUAUAAAACAAUAAAUGUUUCUUAUAGCAAUAGCAAAAAUUUCAAAUAUAGAUGUGGUAUAGUAAAAUAGAUACAAAGAGAUACAAAAAUGCUAGUUUUUAUUUUUAAACUGUUUUAUAUCUAUUCAUACGACACACGAACACUAACUUGGUUAAUGAACAUGUAUUAAAUAAAUUUGUCCCGCGAACCACCCCACAAAAACAGCAUUAUGUAUCAAGUAAAAUCUCUGUUACCAGACCACGUUGAAAUUUUGGCUAUUGCUAUAAGGACCAUUUUUUAUAAUUUAAUUUUAUUUUUCGAAAUAUUGUACGAACUAUUCGUUGAAUUUUAAGUGUUUUUGUUAAAUUUUGUUUUGAUGCUGUUUUAAGUUUUGUUUUGUUAUUUUGUAUACACUAUUCAGUAGCAAGUAGUAUCGAUAAACAUGACUUUUCAUAAUUCACACAGACCUGUAAUCGGAAU
Dreissena polymorpha is the source of this 2519-nucleotide messenger RNA. RefSeq names its product 85/88 kDa calcium-independent phospholipase A2-like. Gene Ontology annotation, cellular component: mitochondrion. The record is from RefSeq and is a predicted model, not a curated record. The coding region runs from base 183 to 1442 and encodes 419 amino acids. The transcript is spliced from 10 exons. NCBI's taxonomy places the organism in Eukaryota, Metazoa, Mollusca, Bivalvia, Myida, Dreissenidae. Gene Ontology annotation, biological process: positive regulation of ceramide biosynthetic process; lipid metabolic process.